AUGGAGAACGUCACCAACGUCUCGCUGAAUCACGGAGACAGCAGUGAAGAAGACUACGCCGACUUGGAUGACAUCUACGCGGCAACAGAACAUUCAGUACCUUGGGCAUUUCAGGUGGGCACCGCUGUGGUGUAUGCGGUGGUGCUGCUUGGUUGCGGGACGAACAAUGCCUGCCGCCUCGCUAGAGCCUGCCGCCAACCACCAAGAAAGAGACACAUCGUGGAAGCAAAUCUAAGAAUGGCGGAUUUUCUGUUGGUCGUCUUUGGUGUGCCCCUGAUAUUCCAGUACCACACCGUGACGCCGUUUGCGUGGUACUGGGGUAGCGCUGUCUGUACCGCCUACACCUACGGAAAGGCCGUGCUACAAGGAGUCGCCUCACACCUGUUUCUCGUUCUUGAAAUUGACAGGUGCCAGGCCAUCUGCUGCAGUACCAGAGCAUACCGCUUGUCUACACCGAGAGCUUGUCUGGUGUGCCUGGUGGCGUGGCUGUUCUCCAUAGUGGCGUCCCUCCCCUUUGCCCUGUACUCCUACAGUGUGAAGGACUCCUUCACUGGUAGUGAGGUUUGCCUCACGGUCUGGCCGGCUGAAGCUUUGAGUAACUAUCAGCUCUACUCCACGGCCAUGCUGCUGACCCAGUGUGCGGCCCCUUGCGUCCUGUCCCUGACGUGCAGCUUGCUUGUCCUAAAGAAGAUCUGGAGCCGCCGCUUUCCGACCUGCCAGCCCUCCGUCCGCGGCAAGGUGUCCAGGAAGUCCAAAACCAAGGCAACCAUCCUCCUCUGCGUCGUCCUGUUCUUCUUCGCGUGCCUCACGCCUUCAUACCUUCUCCCCACACUGGCAAGCUUCAACGCUAUCGGCUAUGACUGGUCUCACCAGAAGUUUCUAACGGCCGUGGGAGUCGCGGAAGCUCUGACGUUUCUGCGCUGUGUUUUCAGCAUGGGGUUCUUCGUGGGCCAGCCUAACCAACCAUCGCUCAGGAAUAUCACGUCUGGGAAAGAAGGAUGUGCGACUCGUCACAAGACUGGAAACGUAAUACCUUCUUCAGACGACGUCGAAACUGUCCAGGUACAACUAAAACGUGUGCGGCGUCUGGAACACUGAUAGACAGAGAGCUUCGAUAUCUUGAUCUUUGAAUGAAGCAAGAUUUGGCCGCCGAUAGAAGA
Branchiostoma floridae (Florida lancelet) is the source of this 1160-nucleotide messenger RNA. Its product is annotated as neuropeptide Y receptor type 1-like. NCBI's taxonomy places the organism in Eukaryota, Metazoa, Chordata, Leptocardii, Amphioxiformes, Branchiostomatidae. The transcript is spliced from 3 exons. Gene Ontology annotation, molecular function: G protein-coupled receptor activity. Gene Ontology annotation, biological process: G protein-coupled receptor signaling pathway. Gene Ontology annotation, cellular component: membrane. The coding region runs from base 1 to 1098 and encodes 365 amino acids. The record is from RefSeq and is a predicted model, not a curated record.